AUGGGGCUGCAGCAGCGAAGGCGCCGCGCGCUCCUCGCCCCCCUCUUCCUUCUUGUGCUCCAGGUGGCGGCUGCGGUGCGCGGGACCCUCUCGCCCCCCUGUGCGACCGGCUUCGCGGCGGGCUGCUGCACCUUCGAGGUGGCGGGCGGCGACCUUUCUCCGGGCCAGGUCUUGGGCCAAGUUCAGUUUGAAGACUGCACGGGAUGGAAGCUGGCACGCUACAGCACCGAGGACGCCAACUUCAGGGUGCUGGCGGAUGGCACAGUCCUGGUGAGGCACCGCACGCAGCUGCGUGGAGAGGCGAGGACUUUCGUGGUGCAGGCCUGGGAUUCCACCGGCACCAAAUCCUCAGCCGUGGUGACCGUGCGGAACAAAGGCCGUCAUUCUCCACAGGAGGAGUCUGGUCCUGCCAACCAAGUGGAGGUGCAAAGGUUUCCAGGGCCCAGGUCUGGCCUGAAGCGGCAGAAGAGGGAUUGGGUGAUUCCACCCAUCAAAGUCCCUGAAAACGAGAGGGGCCCCUUCCCCAAGAAGCUGGUCCAGAUCCAAUCCAACAGGAACAAAAUAACCAAGAUCUUCUACAGCAUUACUGGGCAGGGAGCAGACAUGCCCCCUGAGGGCGUCUUUACCAUUGAGAAGGAGUCGGUGAUGGAAGUGACGCAGCCAUUGGACAGAGAGGCAACUGCAAAGUACCUUCUUCUUUCGCAUGCCGUGUCUGAAAACGGGAAGCCUGUAGAGGAACCGAUGGAUAUAAUAAUCACAGUUACUGACCAAAAUGACAACAAGCCCGUGUUCACCCAGGAGGUCUUCCGAGGGUCUGUCAUGGAAGGAGCAACACCGGGGACCUCCGUGAUGCAAGUCUCUGCCACGGAUGCUGACGAUGCCCUGGACUCCUACAACGGGGUGGUGGCCUACUCCAUCCUGAGCCAAAUGCCAGGGGAGCCCGAGAAGCAGAUGUUUGCCAUCAACAGGGAGACUGGGGCCAUCAGCGUGAUUGCCAGUGGCUUGGACAGAGAGAGAGUGCAGGCGUACACGCUCAUCUUGCAAGCCGCUGACUUGGAUGGCAAAGGCCUGACCACCACGGCAUCCGCAGUGAUCGAAAUUGCCGAUGCAAAUGACAACGCCCCCCAGUUCAGCCCCCCAACGUACACGGCAGAGGUGGCAGAGAACGAAGCCGGCCUGGAGGUCGUACGGCUGUCUGUGACGGACAUGGAUGAGGCCAGCUCAGCUGCGUGGCGCGCCAAGUACAAGAUCGUGCGUGGCAACGAGGGGGGCUUCUUCCGAGUAUCCACCGACUUGGAGAGCAAUGAAGGCAUCGUGGAAACAGCCAAAGGCUUGGAUUUUGAAGCAAGCAACCAGUUCGUGCUGCAGAUUGCAGUGACCAAUGAAGUCCCCUUUGCUGUGAAGUUGGCCACGUCCACAGCCACGGUGACUGUCCAUGUGAGGGACGUGAACGAGGCACCUGCCUUUGACCCUCUGGUCAAGAUGGCCGACGUUUUGGAGGAUGUCCCUCUCGGGCACAGAGUCACGGUGUACACAGCCCGGGACCCAGAUAGGAUGCAGUCCCAGAAAAUCAAGUACUUCAUGGAGUAUGACCCGGCUGGCUGGUUGGCCAUCCACCCGGAGAGUGGCCUCAUCACAACCAGGGCGGCCUUGGACCGGGAGGCCUACCUCGUGAAGAACAACACCUACGAGGCCCUAGUGCUGGCUGUGGAUGAUGGCAGCCCUGCAGCCACUGGGACGGGCACCCUCCGGCUGACUCUGCAGGACGUGAACGACAACAGUCCCGAGCUCGACCACCAAGAGGUCACAGUCUGCAACAGCGAGCCUGAGACGCAGCAUCUACCCAUCCUGGACAAGGACCUGCCCCCCAACACCUUCCCCUUCCGCGCAAAGCUCACCAACCACUCGGAGGAAAACUGGGCGGUGGAGAUGGAUGCCAGAGGGGAAGUGGCGAUGCUGCGGCUGCUGCGGCCCUUGCAGGAGGACACCUACAACGUUUACCUCCAGCUCUUUGACAACCAGGGCAAGGGCCAGGUGACGGUCCUCCGAGCCACCGUCUGUGAGUGCACGGGCCCAGUGGAUCGGUGCCCGGAGAGGCGGAUGGCAGCCAUUGGGGCUCCGGCCAUCCUGGCGAUCCUGGGGGCCAUUUUGACUCUGCUGAUCCUCCUGCUGCUGCUGCUGCUCCUUGUGCGGAAGAGGAAGGCGGUGAAGGAGCCGCUGCUGCUGCCGGAAGAAGACACUCGGGACAACAUCUUCUACUACGGCGAAGAGGGAGGAGGGGAGGAAGACCAGGACUACGACCUCAGCCAGCUGCAUCGAGGCCUGGAUGCCCGCCCAGAAGUCAUCCUCCGGAAUGACGUCGUGCCCACCCUCCUGCCAGCUCCACAGUACCACCCGCGCCCCACAAACCCCGACGAAAUUGGCAAUUUCAUCCAUGAGAACCUGAAGGCGGCAGACAUGGACCCCACGGCGCCCCCCUACGACUCCUUGCUUGUCUUUGACUUUGAGGGCAGCGGCUCAGAGGCCGGCUCCCUCAGCUCCAUCGAAUCCUCCAGCUCGGAUCGGGACCAAGACUACGACUACUUGAACGAGUGGGGCAGCCGGUUCAAGAAGCUGGCUGACAUGUACGGGGGAGGAGUGGAUGACUGAGGUGGGCGCACGGAUCCUGCGCGGAAGAGGCCGAAGGGGCCUGCCGGUUCUCCACUACCACCUUAAGGCCAGAGUGCCCUUUAGCAGCCAGGAUUGUGCGGCUGCUCUAUGCCAAAUGUUCUGCCCCUCCGCCUGCUGUGGCUUCCCAGGAGUGCAGCGCUUGCCUCCUUCCUCCUCCUCCUCCCUCUGAGCUGCCUUCAUUCCCUGCCCAAGUGCCUCUGGAGAGACCCCCACCCCUGGCCGAGGCAGCCCCCCAAGAGACUCGGCCUGGUUCUUGCCGCCUGUGUUGAGCCAACAGCUCUGUGCUGGGAUGAAAUUGGAGGGGAGGGGGAGACUGUCCUGUCCUGCCAAGAAUCCUCUAGCAGUUCCUCCCUCUCCCCCAUUGCUCAGCCCCACACGUGCUGGCAGCGCUCCUGGAAACAGUUUGCCUCUUUUAUAAAUGUUCAUAGGUUUCUUGUUUUUGUACUGUGCGGGAAGUAGACUGGGUCAUAAGCUGAAGAACGGGACAAUCAGGGUGUAAAGAUGUAAUAAAGUUUUUCCUUUUUUAA
Molecule: messenger RNA, 3197 nt
Organism: Heteronotia binoei (common prickly gecko)
Lineage: Eukaryota; Metazoa; Chordata; Lepidosauria; Squamata; Gekkonidae
Product: B-cadherin-like
Biological process (GO): adherens junction organization; cell morphogenesis; calcium-dependent cell-cell adhesion
Cellular component (GO): catenin complex; adherens junction; plasma membrane
Molecular function (GO): calcium ion binding; cadherin binding
Source: RefSeq, a predicted model, not a curated record